This is a messenger RNA of Saccostrea cuccullata (small rock oyster), 1007 nucleotides long. RefSeq lists its product as uncharacterized. The coding region runs from base 49 to 786 and encodes 245 amino acids. Lineage: Eukaryota; Metazoa; Mollusca; Bivalvia; Ostreida; Ostreidae. The transcript is spliced from 4 exons. The record is from RefSeq and is a predicted model, not a curated record.
UCAGUUGUGAACGGACGUGCAAAAUUAGCUCUGCGAUAAAACUGAAAAAUGACAAUGAAACGACGACUUUCAGUGGGGGAUUCUUGUACAGAACUGGAUGCUAUGGCAAAAAGAAGGAAAAUCACACGAGGAGAGAAGACCGAGAGGAAACAACGUCCUCAAAUGUCCUCCCCUUCUCAAAUCAGUCCUCAAAUUGAACAGCGUGUGUCUACAAAGACCAAAUAUCACUGCGACAGUGAUACUGCAGACAAAACAGUUACUGGGACAAAUCUCCAUAAACCAAGUGAUGUAGAAACUGUUCCUAAAGUUCCAGUUUCGGAACCAUCUGCUGCUGACACAUUUUGUGCAAACACUCUCUCACACAUUGACUUUCUGGGAGAAUUCAAUGACUUGAGCAGUGUUUAUGCUCUAACAGAACUGCCUCUCCAGCCAAAGGAUCAGCCUUUCAAUGUAGUAAUGGAUGGUUCUUCCUUGUAUCUCGUGGGCCUGCAAAACCAGGUGUACGUAUCUAUGGUUCAACAGCCUUCCAGUUCAGAUGGACAAGUGUUUUGCACAGUGGAGCACAAUACACAUUCUGACCUUUUUCAUCAGCACGGAGACAACAUCGACUGUUUGUAUUAUGCAACCAUGGAUGUUGAUCGCAGAGAGGCUCAUGAUCAUCAGCUGACAUUCCCCUCUCGCAAGUCGGAAUGGUCAGAGCAAGUGAAAUACAGCCAUGACUGGCAUGAGUGCGAGUGGGGGCCGCUAGAAUACCAUGAGGCAAACUACAGCAAGUUCGGUUUCUAGGGAGGAGAUUCCUUUGAGUAUUCCCUAGUGUUUUCAAAGACUGUGAUAGACAAUUUUGACUUAGCUGAGUCACUAGUACUGAUAUGAUCUCUGGGACCAAUUAAUGGGUCACUGUUUUUAAUUUUUAAAUCAAAUCAUGCAUGUUUUACCAUUUUGUCAUAUUUUAACCAUGAGGUACGACAGCCUAUCCAUGUCAUUUUUAUUAAAUUUUGCAUGUCUGA